This is a messenger RNA of Plasmodium knowlesi strain H, 2400 nucleotides long. Its product is annotated as large subunit GTPase 1, putative. The record is from RefSeq and is a predicted model, not a curated record. The transcript is spliced from 2 exons. Lineage: Eukaryota; Apicomplexa; Aconoidasida; Haemosporida; Plasmodiidae. The coding region runs from base 1 to 2400 and encodes 799 amino acids. Gene Ontology annotation, molecular function: GTP binding; GTPase activity. Gene Ontology annotation, cellular component: cytosol.
AUGGGAGUUCAUAGAAAGAACAAAACGAAGCAGAACAACAACUUUAUGGGGAGGAGCUUAAUGCGAAACAAACUGUUACAGAAAGAAAUUUCGGACAACAUUUUAUAUUCAAAAAUAGGAAAUGAUGAUAAAAAGAAAGUGAGCAAACAAAUUUCCGUUUUGGAUAAAACCCCCCUUGAUGAUUAUUUGGAUAAUCAGCUAGUCAUAAACAGCGUUGAGGUGAGCAAAGUGUUUAUACAGAAAAAUGAAAUAAAGGAAAAAACAAAAUUAAGAGAUAGGGACAAGGAGAAAGAUAUUCUGGACAUUCAGAACAUCCUUCUGCCAAUCCCUGGCAGACCAUUUCUUUUGAAGCACCAAGACAAGGUCAACAUAAUUCUCCACGAGAGGGAAAAUGCGCCAGCGAAGAAGAAGAAGAAAAAGAGGAAGAAUGUGAAGAAGAUUAGCUUCAUGAUGAGCGGCAAGAGUCUCAUACCGAUUAACGUGCGGAGCGCGAAGGGGGAGUCGUCACGGAGGCGAAAGGGGCGGCCCGCGAGGAAGGCACCGAAAGAUGAGGAGGUGGGGGCGGGAGUUCUUGCAGAGGGGGAAAAGGUAAAGGAGGAGGACGACGAAGAAGAUAACGAUGGGGAUGGUGAGGACGAAGUGGAGGAUGGAGAUGUAGAAGCUGAGGGGGAAGACGAAUACAAUGAUGAUGAUGAAAACGAUGAGGUCGACGAUUAUGAUGAUGACAACGAUGAUGAUGAUGACAACGAUGAUGAUGACAACAAUGACGACGACAACAACGAUGAUGAUGACAACGGUGAUGAUGACUUCGAUGAUGAGGUGGAUGAUGAUGGGGAAGACCCCGCUGCGGAGGGGGAGGCCCCGCGGAACCUCAAGUACAUGCGCAUGUACGAGGCGCUAGGAAAAAAGUACAAUCGGAUGAACGUGCAGGAGGUACUCAACAAGGAAAGCGUGGACAAGUAUGAAUUGGAACACUUUGUCGAAUGGAGAAAGUUGCUAAGCAUCGUAGAAGAGGAGGAAGGGUACACAAUCACACCGUACGAAAAAAACAUUGAGUACUGGAGACAGUUAUGGAGAGUGAUAGAGAAAUGUCACAUCCUCUUUUAUAUUAUCGAUGCAAGGAAUCCUAUGUUUUUCUAUUGUCAGGGGUUAGAAUAUUAUAUUAAAAAAGUAGACCCCAGGAAAGCAUUUUACAUCAUCCUAAAUAAGUCUGAUUUCUUAAACCAUGAGGAAAGGAAAGAAUGGUUAGCUUUUUUUGAAAAGAAAAAUGUGAAAAUUAUUUUCUUUUCUGCCUUGAGGGAGUUAUACCACCAGAAUAAAGUGAUCAUUGAAGACCUUCCCCUCCCUGUAGAGGUGUACACAAAUGGAGUGUGCACUUCGGAAGGUAUGCAAAAAAAAAGGGAGGAAAUGUUCGUGACGGAAGGGAUGUCAACAUUAACGGAACGGUUACCUUGCGACCAGAUGAAUCUAUCCCCACCCAUGACACAGGAAGAGAACAAAAAGGAAGCCUCCAUUGAUGUGGGGCACGGAAACCUCAUUUAUGAAGAAAGGAAAAAUGAUCAAACGGAUAUAUUAAGCACAAACGAAAUGGUUAGUUUAAUUCAAAAAAUUAAGAAUGAAAAAAGAGGUGAGUACCACGAUAUAGAAAUAGGAGACUACAGUAUCCCAAAGUUUAUGGUAGGGUUUAUUGGUUUUCCUAAUGUAGGAAAAAGUUCCAUUAUCAAUUCGCUAGUUGGAUUAAAGAAGGUUAGUGUAAGUAGACAACCAGGAAAGACGAAACAUUUUCAGACAAUUCCGUUAAAUCGUCAUGGGUUCUGCUUGUGUGAUUGUCCCGGAUUAAUCUUUCCAUCUCUUGUGUUUAGUAAAUACGACUUAAUCCUUAAUGGAGUUUUUUCUGUGGAUCACUACAAAGGAAACUUAACCGACCUUGUUCAAAUUCUGUGUAAUAUAAUACCCCAUCAGUUAUGUGAGAAGUAUAGAAUUGAUAAGAGCCUCAUUUCUCAGAUUCACUUAGAUGCAGAAAAUGGCUUCGAAAAAGAAAAACAUUUAUAUUUAGAUGCUACAGAAUUUUUAACUGCUUUCUGUACUUCUAGAAGGUACAUCUCUGGGGGUAAAGGUGGACUCCUUAAUCUUAACUUUGCCACCAGACUUAUCAUUCGCGACUUCAUCACGGGAAAACUCAAAUACAACUUCAUGCCAUCUUACCUUGCUCGUAAUGCACACGUAUAUCGAUCGGGCGCAUCUCCCGGGGAUCUCCUGGCAGCCUCCGAGAGGGUGGACCAAGAUCACUUUUCGCAGGACCCGGCCGAGCCUCAGGAAAUUCUGACCACCAAGAGGAAGUUCCGUUACAUGCAAAAGAAACUAGUUAAAGGAAAGAAUGUGAUGAAGUACACCUCCUAA